CUCUCUCUCUCUCUCUCUCUCUCUCUCUCGAGAAGCCAUUGAAUGGCCUCGGAUCUCUCCUCCUCUUUCCCAAAUUGAAUUGCAAUCCGAAACCCCCGAUCCACACAAUGGCCGCUCUCUACAAGGUCAAGCUCUUAGCCACUCAGUGCGCCGUCGCCGGCAGCCCCACGCGGAGCCCCACCACCAGCCCCGUCAUCCACCUCCGCCGCCGCAAAACCCUACGCAUGCUGCUCAGCCGCGCCGCCCCAAGCUCCCGGCGCCUCCCCCGCCGCGAACCCUCGCCGGAUCGACGACGAACUACCUCCUCCGGCGCCGGAUCGCCUGAGAAGAGCAAGGAGUUGGCGGUCAGCCACAAGCUGAGGGACCUGUUCGUGUCUUCGCCGCCGCUCGAGGACGACAGGGCUAAGGUCAGGGAUCUAGGAGAGGCGUUUUUACCGGGCGCCGGCGUCUCCGGCGGCGGCGCCAUGGGAGGGCGGCGUGGCGCACCCCGCUCGCUUCGGCCGCUGUCGGCGGCGUUCAGGCAGCGACUGCUCAGGCGGCCGUGGCGGCCGGUACUGCUCACCAUUCCAGAGUAAUCCUACAAAUGUACGGACAAUUACAAAUACUUUAUUUUAAAAUCUCUCUCUCUCUAUAUAAAUAUAUAUAUUCUAAUUUCA
Messenger RNA from Diospyros lotus (date-plum), 656 nucleotides. RefSeq lists its product as uncharacterized. The transcript has a single exon. NCBI's taxonomy places the organism in Eukaryota, Viridiplantae, Streptophyta, Magnoliopsida, Ericales, Ebenaceae. The coding region runs from base 108 to 575 and encodes 155 amino acids. The record is from RefSeq and is a predicted model, not a curated record.